Molecule: messenger RNA, 4542 nt
Organism: Eublepharis macularius
Lineage: Eukaryota; Metazoa; Chordata; Lepidosauria; Squamata; Eublepharidae
Gene: RAB8B
Product: RAB8B, member RAS oncogene family
Exons: 8
Coding region: 21-644 (207 amino acids)
Biological process (GO): regulation of exocytosis; protein localization to plasma membrane; cellular response to insulin stimulus
Cellular component (GO): synaptic vesicle; trans-Golgi network transport vesicle; plasma membrane
Molecular function (GO): GTPase activity; GTP binding
Source: RefSeq, a predicted model, not a curated record
UCGUCCGGCGGGGAGCGAAGAUGGCGAAGACGUACGACUACCUCUUCAAGCUGCUGCUGAUCGGCGACUCGGGCGUGGGCAAGACCUGCCUGCUCUUCCGCUUCAGCGAGGACGCCUUCAACACCACCUUCAUCUCCACCAUCGGAAUUGAUUUUAAAAUCAGAACAAUAGAAUUAGAUGGAAAGAAAAUCAAACUGCAGAUAUGGGAUACUGCAGGUCAGGAAAGAUUUCGCACAAUCACGACUGCGUAUUACAGAGGAGCUAUGGGAAUCAUGCUCGUCUAUGAUAUCACAAAUGAGAAGUCUUUUGACAACAUUAAAAACUGGAUAAGGAACAUAGAAGAGCAUGCUUCUUCAGAUGUAGAAAGAAUGAUCUUGGGUAAUAAAUGUGAUAUGAAUGAUAAAAGACAAGUUUCAAAAGAAAAAGGAGAGAAGCUAGCAAUUGAUUAUGGAAUCAAAUUUCUGGAGACGAGUGCAAAAUCGAGCAUAAACGUGGAAGAGGCUUUCUUCACUCUCGCACGGGAUAUUAUGACAAAACUCAACAGAAAAAUGAAUGACAGCAGUUCGGCGAGUGCCAGUGGGCCAGUGAAAAUAACAGAAAACAGAUCGAAGAAGAGCAGCUUCUUUCGAUGUGCACUGCUUUGAUGAACUCCUAAUAAUAGACUGCAGCAUACCUAGAAAAAAAAACCCUUUCCUGCUUCUCUGAAAGCACAUGCAGCUCGCCCAGCCUCAGAGAUGUUACCACCAGGCCGCUGCUGCUGAGAGCUCUGUUUGGACCUAGAGUGUGCUGAACAAAGAGAGCGGAUCUGCUCACUCGGCUCAUCAUCAACGUGUCGGGCUUCCUCUUCUCAAACGGGGAUGCCACGAAGUGGAGAGACACCCGUGCAGGAGCUACAUCUUGAUUUCCUUCAUCACUUUGUUUCACUGCCUGCUUCAGAAGCUGCUAUAGUUCCUUUUUUAAAAAAACAAACUUUGCACCUCUGUACUAGCCUUUUGUUGCCUGUCAGUGCAGUCUUACACUUAUAUUUGCACAGCUUUUUUGUCCGGCAAGAGAUCUUUAACACAUGUGCAUGCUUCUUUUUGCAGUUUGAAGCUCAGAGGGGCAGACUGAAUCCCACCUAACCAAGGGCAUGGUUCAGUCCACCAUGGGUUGUUGUGUUUGGAGGCAGAAGGUUCCCCCAAGCUGAAUAGAGCCCCGUUUCUCUUUUCUCCCCCUGCCUAUGUAGGUGCACCAGUAUGCUCUGUGAAGGGGCCAUUGGGCUGGUUGGAAGAUCUGCGUGCCCCUCCUCUGUCUUCACCAAGCUCUCCCAUUUGGGUGCAAAUUACUUGUACUUUGGGCAAGUUAUUGGUGUCCAGGUGAGGAGGAAGAAGGGUUUGUUGAGGGCUUAGAAGGUGUACAGAAAUGUCCAAAGCUUUGCUGUAACGAUCCCUCCCUGUGUCUGGUCUUGGAUCCAGUGAAAGUCCUCAGUGCACAGCUCAUGAUUGACUGGAUUUUGCCCUUUCUCAGACACACAGAGAUAGAUGUUGCUACACAAUCUGGUGAUGGAAAGUUUUUAACACCCAAGACACUUAAAAGUUCCCAUUUAGGUUAUGUGUUUGUAUUUAACAAACGCACAGACCUGUUAGUGUAAAAAUAACUUUUUUCUGAAUGUAGGAUGUUGGUUUUCUUUCUCAUCCACCAAGCCCAUAAAGAGUUCAAGGAAUAUACUCUCUUUUUCCUCUUAAUGAGUAAUCAUCUAGAUUGAGCAACCCCCUUUUUUUGAGCCAUGUUUCUCUCUCUUUUUAAAAAGCCUGGGAAGUGAUUUUUUUUUAUGGCACCCACUUGUUUGGUAAGCGCUCUCCCUUUGGACUUCACUGCUGUGUCUUGUGGAUGCUCGCUUGUCCGCUGUGUUAAGGACAGCAGCUGCUGAAGUCUAAAGCUCUCUCGCUUCUUUUCCAACUUGUUGAAUAUAGAUAGAAAAGGCAUACUCAGGGUGUGUGCUUAGCCUCAGCGGUUUUCUGUAAGGACAGUUCUUGGGGAAAGCAUAAUAACCAGCUGUUCAGCUAAUAACCAUUCCUAAUGGGACUGUUCGUCAAGCGGAUGGAUCAAACCUUUAGAGCAGACGGAAGCAGAGUCGCCUUCAUCACUCAGCUGCGAUGCCCGCCUCUCGAACUGAUCGUACUGCUAAUUAAGUUCUGCACAAAAACGCUGAGUGAUACGAAGCAGGUGCUUUAGUUUGAUUUUUGUGCCAAGCCUCCUAACUCUAGGCAACGUCGCAGUUUCUCCUUUGGUAGCAGAGUUACUCCAGUAACUGCUGUUACUUGCUAGCUAGCCAAAUAGGCCAGUGCUGUCUUUUUCAUUUCAGGGUAUAAUUCCAGGUAUAUCGUGCAUCUUUGAAAAUGAGUGGGGCUAGCAGACAGUCCAGAACAUCUUUUUUCUUCCCUCUGUGAGAAAAAACACAUUGCAGUGGAAAUGUGAAAUCCGAAGGUGCGUGUUUUCCUGCCCCUCCCUCACACGUUCUCUGGACCGCAUCUUGGAUUGUAGCCCGUCUGGCUUGCUGGAUAGGAGGGGGCGGGAUGUGUGUGUGGCAGGAUAUCGAACAACAGUGUGCCUGGUCGCUAACCGUCUUGCACUUGGAAAAGGUUAAAGGACAAAAGCUCUUCCCCUCGAAACAAAAGUGCAUUCUUUACAGCAAGUGAGAUUGUACCAAUGACAAAUGGCCGUCUUCUUGUCACCUUGACUUGGUCUUGCCCUUCAACUUGUGCAGGCCCUUGUCUGAAAGCCUAAACUGAGAGGCCCCGUGACUAACUUCUGCAGCUUGCCGUUGCUUAUUUCUGCUCCUUGCUGGCAUUUUCGCAUCUUGGUUCUAUGUACGAGCGUGUCGUCUCCAUGAACUUCCCUCUGAGAGAGCCUGUAACUAGUUGAAUUGAUAUCCAGUGCUUCUUGAAGCAGCAGCAAAUGGAGGUAUCUGCUCCAUUUUAUUAAAAAGAAAUCUUGCUAUUUUCUUACUUCUAACUGUGUUAAAAUGUACAUAAUUUGGGUAAGACCAUAGGAAGUUCACUUGAUGCUUGAUAUAAUGAUGCCACACAGUUAACUUUGCUUCAUAAUGUUAAUGUUGGGGUUUUUUUCCUGUGAAAGGAUCGUCUGUUCCCUGCUGAAGUUUUGAAGAAUAUUUUGUUUCAUGUGAAAAGAACUGCAGUCUUAAGGAAAACAAAAUGCAGCCCGUUUGCCUACAAUAUUAAGCCCCAGGGGCUGCCCUUUUCUUAACAGUUGAUUCUGGCCUCCCCCCGCUCCCAACCAAUAGUCUGCCUUGUCAAGCUGCAAUGUAAACCCCCUGAUUGUAUUGAGUCUUCACUUCAGGUGCUUUUUUUUCAGAGUGCUUGAGGAGCAGAGACGUAUGGCAUGGCCUGUCUUUGCGCCGGUUGCUUGAUGCAGGCCUCUCUUACACCUGAACAAGUCUGGUGUGUCGUCGUAGGUCUGUGGAAGAGUUAUCUUCCUGUCCAGGCUUUUGAAAAACAAAGUUGAUAUCAUUGAACUAAUGGGUCAGAUUGUUUGGGCUACUUGACCCUUCUGCAUUCUCUGGGAGAUUCAACAAGGGGCAAGCCUUCUUUUCUUUUUUAAGGAAGAGAGCCUCCCUUCUCUGCUUCUUUUGCUUCCCCGAGUUUCUGCAGUUUUGCUAGACCCAUGAAAUGAGAAGAUGCCAGCUGGAAACAUGCUGUAGCUAGACCUUUCCUCCCAUUGUCUCAUUCAGUUGGCUUUUUAUAGCUGGAUGAUGCUUUGGUUUUCAGUUUACACAUUUAGUUAUAAAUUUGGAUUUCUUCGAUGUGUAUGAAAGACAAAUCUCUACUGGACUUGACACUCUUUCUGUACAGUACUUGUAUAAUGCUUGUCAGCUUUUUUUGAGAAGUGUGGUGUGUUUUUUUUAAACAAAUGAGGUAUUUACCUGUCCCAAGUAUAUUUUCACUUCUCACUUUCAGAUUUGUUGUGAAUGAAGUCCAUUACUUCUGUGAGCCAAAAUGGAUGCACAAUGAGAUUUUGUUGUGUCAACACUUUGGUGGUUAACAGCUUGAAAGGAUUCUGGUGGAUCAGAUGUGCAAAUGUUUUGGGGAUGACAGGAAUGGCCGGAUUAGAAUGAGGAAAAUGUUUGUAAGACUGAAGAUUAAGAAACGGCUAGUGCUCAGUUUGCUGCAUUCCCAGCCUCAUACUUGAUAUUUGAACGUUUUCAUAUAUAACCUUUUUUCCUCCAGGUUCUAGGGAAUUUUUAGUGCGUUCCUAUGGCCUUACAAGUAUUUUUUCUGCGCAAAUAAUACUUUCCUGGCUUAUCAUAAUGCAAUAUACUUAAUUUGGAGAGAUCCUUGAAAUAGCCCAGUUUUACAUGCAAUUGUUCUGCCACGUUUUCACUGCUCCAGAAGCAAAUGGUGGAGGAGCUCCUGCAGAUAAUGUGGACUUUUCAUCUGGUUAACUUGUAGACCUAAUCAUUAACUGUGUACUGAUCCUGUGUAAAAAGAAAAAAAAGAGGGAGGGCAGGGUGGGGGGGGGCGUUAUUUCAAGUGAACUCUUUUA